AUGGCCGAGCCUUCUGGGAACGAGCUGGCGUCCGCGGCUGCCAAGGGGGACCUAGUGCAACUUACUAAUUUGUUGCAAAAGAAUGUAAACGUCAAUGCACAAAAUGGAUUUGGGAGGACUGCGCUGCAGGUUGGUAUCCAGAGAGGGAAGGAAAUGUUUCAUCACUGGCUGCUGCUGCUUUCUCCUUUCCGCGCUGUGGGUGAGGACCGACCCCUCCGGAGCGGGCAGCGGGCUGCUCGGACCCUCGGGGAGGAGGGCAACCUGGCUCUGCACUGGGCAGCCCGGGAGGGGCACGCGCGGGUGGUGGAGGUGCUGCUGGGCUGCGCCGGCUGCAAGGUGGGCCACCAGAACAAGCGGGGGGCCACCGCCUACGACCUGGCCAAGCUCUACAAGCGAGCCGCCGUGGUGAAGCUCCUGGAGGGCAGCAGUUCCUUCCCCGCCGCCGCGGACUAA
This is a messenger RNA of Opisthocomus hoazin, 453 nucleotides long. The record is from RefSeq and is a predicted model, not a curated record. NCBI's taxonomy places the organism in Eukaryota, Metazoa, Chordata, Aves, Opisthocomiformes, Opisthocomidae.